AUGAACCUCGCGAUUUGCGACGAUGUACCAUUCCAUCUCAAAUGGGCAUCUUACUAUCUCACGGGUUUUGCCCAAGGCACAGGGCUUAUUUUCUUGACCAUGGUUAAUGAAGCUUGUUCUGCGGAUUCCUUAGAGAGGAAAUUCAUCCUUGGGACGACGAACUCUGUUGCGCAUGCGUUUAAUGCUUGGAUUCCUCUGAUCACGUAUGAUACGAGGGAUGCGCCCAGGUUUCUGGUGGGGAACUCAGUGACUGUUGGGUUGAUUGUUUGUGCGGCUUUGACUUUGAGUUUGGCUGUUUUCCUUCAGCGGCGUGAUGCGUGAGUUAAGCUAUUUUAUUCUUUCUAGAGGAAUAUACUAAUCAUACGACAGUGCCAAGUUUCACGAAAAGAAGCAAAAUGCGCAAGAGGGUCUAGUUGUAGCUACAGCUGAGGAACAUAUCAAGAGCUAG
Hymenoscyphus albidus is the source of this 448-nucleotide messenger RNA. NCBI's taxonomy places the organism in Eukaryota, Fungi, Ascomycota, Leotiomycetes, Helotiales, Helotiaceae. The record is from the annotation of a GenBank genome assembly.